Molecule: messenger RNA, 672 nt
Organism: Didymella exigua CBS 183.55
Lineage: Eukaryota; Fungi; Ascomycota; Dothideomycetes; Pleosporales; Didymellaceae
Exons: 3
Coding region: 1-672 (223 amino acids)
Source: RefSeq, a predicted model, not a curated record
AUGAACAUUCAUAUCAAGAUGGACGAUAUCGAAUCCAACAUCACAUCCCCACCGGCUGCGCUGACCCAGCAGGUCCAGCCACAAAUCCAGACCGUGCAGCAUGGCCAAUACCCAUGGAUACCGGCGGAACACACGCAGUUUUACAACCACUCUCUGCACGUACUGAGUGUUUCUGGAAACCUGCCGGCUGCGGAACCCCAGCAACCCGAAUACCCGCAAAUACGGGAGAUGGAAAUCGCCCUCGAGCACGCCGAGUGGUAUGACGAGACCUACGAGUCCAUUGUCGCAGUGCAAAGUGAUCUAACCUCAGAAGUGAUUUAUCCGUCUCUCAUGAUGGCACAGGAGAUCAGAGUGACGGCUGUUGGAACCGCACUCAAUACAGAGGCAUGCGGUGGAAUCCCGCCGCUCCCCUAUUCGGCUGAGGAGUGUGUAGAAGGCCAGCCGCCCGACUAUGUCGCUGAGGCGUGGUGGACUGGCUACGACGAUACAGAAGAAUGGUUUGCAAGUGAGCUGCCCCUUUCAGACCAGCGUCCACGCCCACGCAUUGAUCCUCAAGAGUCCGUCGGUAAGCUCGAAGAAGUCGACAUCACCAUGAUCGCACCUGAAGACAUGAAGUGCCUUCACUGCUGGGAUGACUUUGAGCACACAGAGGUGGAGACGGUCGAGCUUUGA